This is a messenger RNA of Arachis ipaensis, 690 nucleotides long. The record is from RefSeq and is a predicted model, not a curated record. NCBI's taxonomy places the organism in Eukaryota, Viridiplantae, Streptophyta, Magnoliopsida, Fabales, Fabaceae.
AUGGGUCAAGACCAUCAAAGAUUGAAUUCAAAGGUGAUUGCUCAGUACAUAUUCAUGAUGGUGAAAGAAGAUCCAACCAUCAGCAUAAGGGUUAUUCAAGGAGGUAUGGAGAAUCACUUCGGUUAUAAGACGUCCUACCGUAAGCUUUGGCUUGCAAAGCAAAGAGUCAUUGGUAGGAUAUAUAGAGAUUGGGAGGAGUCAUACAACGAGCUUUCUCGUCGGUUGUUUGUUAUGAAGAUGUACUUACCUAGGAAGAUUCGUACUUGGGUUCAACUUGUAACACAAUCAUGGCCUGCUUCACCUGAUACUGUCAUGUUUCAUCGGGUGUUCUUGACAUUUUCUCAGUGUAUUGAGAUUUUUAAGUACUUUGUCGAGGGUGAGAUGAAGGAGGCUUGGUCGUUUUUUCUUUCGUAUCUGAAACAACAUGUUACACUUCAACCAGGCCUCUUAGUGAUUUCAGAUAGGCACAAAUCAGUUGAUGCUGCGUUGAAUGCCAAUGGAAAUUUAUGGAAACCGCCACAUGCCUUCCAGGCGUUUUGUACAAGACAUAUAGCUGCUAACUUCAAGACUUACUUCAAGAACAAGGACUUGAAGAAGAUUCUUAUUAAUGCGGCAUAUUCCAAGUCACAACAGAAGUUUUCUCAUUAUUUUGGUCGCCUGAGGAGUGAGAAUGUUGCCAUCACAAACUGA